UAGUCGUGUAGUGCAACUGGUGUGACGUUCGUGGCAUCGAAGGCGUCCAAACGGUCCAAACAGUACCGCAGUUUCUUGCCUACUGGCCGCUUGUUUUGCUUUUUGGAUCUGAGUUUAUGCCAAAAAGAAGGUCCCUAGGGGCUAUGGGGGACAGGACCAAGGAUGGGCAAGGCUUUGUGGCAGCCGUGGACGUUGGCAGCACCAUGCUGCGCUGCCACAUUUACGACGUGAAAACUGCCAUACGGGGUUCGGCAGCUGCUAAGGUGGUAACGCACAGCCCACUGCCGGGGGUGUUUGAGAUUGACCCAGAGCACCUUUGGAAGACGUUUGUGGACACAAUCAGGUCGGCAAUAGAUGCUGCUUCGCUCCACGCAAGUGACAUCAAGGCUCUGGGGAUUUCCACGCAACGUGGGACAUUCACCACGUGGGACAGGUCUACGGGCAAGGUUUACCACAACUUCAUGUCAUGGAAGGACACCAGGGCAGAAAGACUAUGCCACGAAUGGAACAAGAGUCUGCGCAUGAUGGCGCUGCGCCUGAGCGCUCGGUUGCUGCACUGGGUCACUAGGAGACCACGGUUCUUGGUAGCCAGCAUCCUGAGGUUCGAGCCGGGCUUGGCUGUCAUGAGGCUCCUUUGGGUCUUGCAGAACAUUCCUGGGCUUCAGGAAGCUACGCAGGCGGGCAAAGUCCUUAUGGGGACGGUUGACACCUUUCUGCUCUGGAGGCUCACUGGAGGCAAAGUGCAUGCCACCGACCCGUCCAACGCUUGCAUCACAGGCAUCUUCGAUCCUUUUACCAUGGAGUGGUCACAACUCAUCAUAGACAUGUUGGGCAUACCGACUUCAUUGCUCCCUCGUGUUUUGAAUACAAGCGGUAUUUUCGGACAUGCUGACUCAAAAAUCCUAGGCGCUGCCAUUCCAAUUGCAUGCAUGAUUGGAGACCAGCAGGCUUCCUCUUUCGGCGACUGCUGCUUCGACGAGGGCGACAUCAAGUGCACCAUGGGCACCGGAACUUUCUUCAACGUCAACACCGGCGGCGUUCCCUACGCUUCCACCUCAGGCAUCUAUCCGGUUGUUGGCUGGAAGAUUAACGACGUUGUUACCUACCUGGCCGAAGGGAGCAGCUACGACACUGGGACCGCCAUUACCUGGGCUGAAGAGCUAGGUCUUUUGAAGGAGCCCAUGGAGAGCAGCACUCUGGCAACUUCUGUUCCAAGCUCCAAUGGCGUCUUUUUCGUGCCGGCAUUCAGCGGCCUUCAGGCUCCAGUAAAUGAUGCCUAUGCCGCCUCCGGCUUCCUGGGGAUUACCCCCAGCACCAGGAGGGGCCACCUGGUCAGGGCCAUCCUCGAGUCGCUGGCCUUCCAGGCCAAGCAGGUUUACGAGAUGAUGGCCACGGAGGUUUACGUCGCCCCAACCAAAAUGAGGUUCAACGGCGGCGUUGCCAAGAACGACUUCUUGCUGCAGCUGUUGGCAGACAUGCUGGAGCGCCCGCUCGUGCGUGCCAAACACCACGACACAAGUGCCUUGGGGGCAGCUUUUCUGGCGGGGCUGGCCUUGGGGAUCUGGUCGAGCACGGAGGAACUGAAGAAGCUGAGGCAGGACGGUAGCGAGUCGGAGCCUUCGGCCGAGCGGUUGGCGGCGUACCGGCCGGUUUUUGAACAAUGGAGACGGGCAGUCAAGCGAUUUCUGCACUGGCACUUGCCGAAGGCCGCUCCCUGAUCGUGCCAGACUCGAUGGCGAGUCAUUUGGUUGACCGGUACUGGAAGCGGGUAUUGUUAUUAGUUGGGCAGUGUGCAUUGGAUUGUUAGGAACCAUGGCUACUUGGCCUUUUGGUUUCAGUGGCCGGGAUGGAAGGUUGUGCCUUCAUUCGACAUUCCAGUCGUCGAGCAUCGCAUUUACUCUCACUUGUGGACAAGAGCUAUCGAGCCUCUAUAUUGUCCUCGGGCCAGAUUGUAUACUGUUCUGUCUAUACCCUUAAGUGACGAUGUUUGGUUGAGGCUUUUUUAUCAUUGAUACUUGCUCAACUAACCUUGGGGUCUGCAGUAUUAAUUGUUUUUGCAAUCAGUUGUGAUGAACAUACUGUUCGUAGCCAGGAAGGUUUUGCUCAUUUAAAGAAAAUUUCGAGCCUUGCAGUUAAAAAAAAAAAAAGGGCCAAAGUCGCCGCUGCUGUUGCUGCCACCACGCCUAUUCUCGAAGAAAUGCGUGAGCAUUUCGCGCGGGGUUUUUAUAAGAAGGCAUGGGAAAUUCAGCCUCUCUGCUCUUUUCCGUUGCAUUAACGUUCCCCAAAUGUGAGGCCGCGGCGGAACCGGUCCAGUCCAAACCACGUCAUCUAAACGAAAACGGCCGCAUGCACCAAGGCAAUAAAUGCUAGCGCAUUUUAAAAAUGUACCCCUUAAAUUUUGCUGAUCGGGCCGUUCGCAAAACUAUGGCGCAGCAAAGUUAAGGCGGGAGCGGUAAAUAUUCCACGGGUGUACGAUAAACUGUUCAGAGGCAGGUUGAAAUGUGCUGCCAUGAAAUACACUGCUGCAGUUCAGCAAUAGGGAAUCUACUGUUGAAUCGUGGCAGUUUCAUGGCUUAGCAUUUUCGAAUGCAUCUUGGUCGGCGUUUUUCUCCCUUUUGGCUGGCACUCGAUUGAGCGAGCUUUUUGCCUCCGACUCAGCAAGGCAUUACAGAUACUUCUGAUGUAAUUCUGUAUUGCAAUUUGCUAUAAUAUUCCGAGUGUGCUAACGAGUGAACAAAGCAUAUUUGCAAUUACACAUGGUGUCAUACACAUUUUGUUUCUGUUUGUCUUGUGCAGCCAUAGUCAUUUUAACAUACUCGUGUUGGUUUUGAAGUUUUUGCAAAUGAACAAGUUUUGAUAUGCUAGACUGUGUCUUGGACAGAAUUUGUGAUGUUGUUGAGCUUGAAUCCCGAAUCAUUCCAUUGAAGGGCAGGUGUGCCUAAUAUGUUUCGGUGUUUGAAGAUUCCGAUUCAGAUGGUGCAAUACCAGUGCUUUUGCAAUUAUUAUAUUGAAUGAAGUAAGAGGAUGUUUAGUGGUUAUCUCACUUAGGGCGAUUGUUUUUACUCUGUACGAUGGAUAUAUUUUUUUUUUAACUAAGCAUUUCCUAAUGUCUUUUUUUUUACUAUAAUCCCUAAUCUACCUGUUACUUCUUCCAAUUUACCUUAAAUGCAGCUCUCUAUCACAUUAAUUCUUGUAGAGUAUAUUUUAUAUGAUAUUCAUAUUUGUACAGUUUGUACCAUAUGUUUUCGUCCACUUUCUCACUGUGUUGCCUGCACUUUGAGUCCACUUGAAACAUUAUGUUAGAGAGGCUAUGUGUUCCGUGUUCCAUCUUGAAGAUGAACAAUCUCGAGAAUGGAAGCAUUGUGAGCUGUGGACGUGGGAGCAGACUGUGCAUGCAGUUUCAGUUGAUCAGAAUCACUGUGUUCAUUUUGUUGCUCCUGCGAUGAUCUUGUGAUAACGGUACAUAUCUUGCGCUUGCUGCCUUACGCAUGAACCUAUGCAUAAUUGAGUAGGAUAAAAGUACCGCUAAAAAUGAAAGAUUGUGUGCCAAAUCACCAAAGCGCGUCGGCGCACGGAUGCAGGGUCUUUAGGAUUAAUCUAGACUUCCUGUGAAUUUUUUGACAUGCAACCAAUAUCAGUUACAUGGUGCCCUAGCUCUUCAAGAGGUGUCUAUCAAGUUGCGGGCCCCUCGACCAGAUUUAAACCCAGCAAUGAGGGUCUUUAGGCCGGCGCUCCGAGCCACCGGGGUGGCCGAUAAGUAUGAUGAAAGAAUCUCACAGUUGGGACUGGCUGCAGAAGAUGAAGGUGAGGCUUUGAGUAGCACACAGGAGCAGUUUUUCACCCAUAUUUUAAAAACAGCUGCUAUCCACAUUGAAUAAUUGAUGUUCUUUUAUUUUCUAAAUUACGUCGUCUGUGAUGCUCAUGCUGUUAUAUGCUAAUACCCUCCAUCAAGAAAUGCUCAUGUCGAACUAGCAGUCUCAUAACCCCCCCUUGGCAACUUAGUGGGUAAAAUGGUUUCGUAAUUUCUCAAGCGUCGAACAAAAGGCAACUUUUAUAUCUGGGUUGCCCACUAGAUCAUCGUUUUGGUGUGAAUUGUGCUUUUGAUAGAAAAAAAAGAUACAAAAAAAAACAAAAAACAUUGCAAUGUUUAUAUAUUGUAUUUUUACAUGAAUGCUGAACUGUAUGCAGCUUUGGUUCUCUCAUUGUUUGUAUAUUGAAGUGUACAGUAAACAUCUAUUUUUGUAGGAAAAGAGCAUUUUAUGGUUACAAGUAAUGUACAGUCGACAUCACAAGAAGAUUAGCCAAGUGACCAGUUGAUGGUCAAAGCGGUGAAACCGCCACCAAAGUAUCGCGCUUC
Messenger RNA from Ixodes scapularis (black-legged tick), 4357 nucleotides. Its product is annotated as putative glycerol kinase 5. The transcript is spliced from 17 exons. The record is from RefSeq and is a predicted model, not a curated record. Gene Ontology annotation, molecular function: glycerol kinase activity. Gene Ontology annotation, cellular component: mitochondrion. Lineage: Eukaryota; Metazoa; Arthropoda; Arachnida; Ixodida; Ixodidae. Gene Ontology annotation, biological process: triglyceride metabolic process; glycerol-3-phosphate biosynthetic process; glycerol metabolic process. The coding region runs from base 117 to 1718 and encodes 533 amino acids.